ACCAGUGGGGUAGAUGGCAAAGCAGGAUCAAUUAUUUCUGAGAUAGACCAACGUGCUCUGAAUAAAACAUGUGAUUACAUGUCUGUAUAUAAAGUCUUAACUCUGCACUUGGAAGUCCACGCCCUCUGAUUCAGAUAAAAAGGGGUGGAGAAUGUAAAGAGAAAACCGAAAGUAAAAAUCUGAAGAAAAAGUUUUUGAGACAAAGAGUUACUGGGAGUUAUCUGUCCAACACAGACAUAUUUGAUCUACAAUGGCCACACCAGUUCCACAGCGGCUGCUGGCUACCCUAGAAAAACUAGACAAGGCUACAUUUGAGACCUUCCAGUGGAACCUGAUGGAGGAAACACUCGAAGGCUUCAAUCCCAUGUCAAUCGCCAGUCUAGAGGAUGCUAGCAGGCACAAGACAGUGAGUAAGAUGGUGCAGGCCUACAAGAAAGAAGGUGCUAUGAAAAUCACACAGAAGAUCCUGGAGAACAUAGGAAUGAUUGAUCUAGCAGAUAAGUUAAAGACCGAGGGCAAAAAAGAUCAAGAUGCUACUCCCCAAUCUAGCCAGGAUCAAUCUGCAGUCAUGGAGACAAAGCAGUAUGGUGCCCAAUUUGUGGAUGAUAACAUGGAACAACUUGUUCAAAGGAUUUCCCUGGUGAUGCCAAUAGCAGAUGGCCUGUUCCAGAAGAAAAUGAUCCAUUAUGAGGAUUACUCUGAAAUCACUGCGGCCCAAACCAGUAUGGCAAAGAUGAGAAAGCUAUAUGUGGCCCUGCAACCAGGAGGAGCGGUGGCUAAAUCAGCCUUUUACCAAAUUCUACUGAAACAACAAUCUCUUCUAGUCAAAGAACUGGGUGGGGUUGUCCAGAAAUGAAGUCAUAACUUAAGCGGCUUCUACAGUCUUGGUCUGGACUCACUUUUUUUCAAAUCUCACACGUUACCUCAGAAAUAUUGGUCCUUUCACACCACUGUUGUCAAACAACAAUUUGUAACAAAAUAAAUGUAAAAAAAAAAAAAAAUGAAUCAGACCAUUUCUUUUCCUGGUUGCUUCAUUGUUCAGAUUGCAUACC
Molecule: messenger RNA, 1052 nt
Organism: Oncorhynchus mykiss (rainbow trout)
Lineage: Eukaryota; Metazoa; Chordata; Actinopteri; Salmoniformes; Salmonidae
Product: apoptosis-associated speck-like protein containing a CARD
Biological process (GO): regulation of apoptotic process; innate immune response; inflammatory response
Source: RefSeq, a predicted model, not a curated record